CUCUCCAACCUUGUUCUCUCUUUAGGUCGAGUCCCGAAGGAAGGCAGGAGAAAACGGACAUCCAUUUCUGCAUCCCAAACCAGUAUCCUCCUUCAAGCCUUUGAGGAGGAGCGGUUUCCUGGCAUUGGUAUGAGGGAAAGCCUGGCCAGAAAAACAGGCCUUCCAGAAGCCAGAAUUCAGGUUUGGUUUCAGAACAGAAGAGCUCGGCACCCAGGGCAGAGCCCAAGUGGGCCCGAGAAUGCUUUGGCGGCAAACCACAAACCCAGUCCUCGCGGGACGGUCCCAUUGGACCAAAGCCACCUGUCAAGGGUCCCCAGGAGCUCUCCAAAUCUGGCUCCCUUCGAUCCCUUGGGAAGCAUGCAGACGCAGGCUGCAGGGACACCUCCUGUCUCCUCCGUGUUUGUUGUCCCUUCAGUUUCUUGUGGGGGCUUUGGGCGCCUGAUUCCGGGGGCCAGCCUGGUCACACCAACCUUAGGUGGGCAAGGAGGAAUCGCUGCUGCUCCCAGAGUCCUGGGGAGCCGAUGCUGCCCAGAACUGACUCCAGGAGGGGGCCUCUCACCAGGUCAUGCUGACCUUGGCCUCCCCUCCCCUGGGAGAUGCCAGCAGCCGAAAGAGCACCCCAGCAAGGCGCCCCUGCCCUCGCAAGUUGGCCCGCGGCCUCCGCCUGUUGAUCCUCCUCAACACUGGGGUCAUGCAGGUCCCUCGGGCACCGAUCAGGCCACGCCGAGGAGGGGCCAAAGUUCCCAGGCAGUCAUGGGCACAGCAGGGUCCCAGGAUGGGACAGGGCAGCAGCCCGCCCCCGGGGAGAGCCCCGCUUGGUGGCAACAGCCUCCCCCUCCUGCAGGGCCAUGUGUCCCGCUGCCCCCACAGCACCAGCUGUGUGCGGACACCUCCAGUUUCCUACAAGAGCUUUUCUCAGCCGAUGAGAUGGAAGAAGAUGUCCACCCCUUGUGGGUGGGGACUCUGCAGGAGGACGAACCUCCAGGACCCCUGGAAGCACCCCUCAGCGAGGACGAUUUUCACGCUCUGCUGGAAAUGCUACAGGACUCCUUGUGGCCUCAGGCCUAGGAGCAGGGAGGACCUGUCCUCCCCACGCCCAACCCAUGCAUUCAGGCAUCCAGGGGAACAUGGGGCCCUAGCGUGACUCAGAGGAGGGGGAACCCUCAGUUCAGCCAGGGGCCGGACGGAGCCUGAGGCCAGGAGGAGCAGCCAUCAUGCUCCAGGUCUGGACUGUGUUGCCCAGGGACUCGGAUGCAUCUAGGCUGUCAGGGUGGGAAUGGCCUAAGGGGCAAAGCCUGAGGUCUCCCCCGUCAGCCUCCUGUCCCAGGCUACGGCGGGAAUGUCCUGGGGCCUUGGCCUGGCAUCUUGCCCAGAGCACUGCCAACUGUCACCAAGUGGCAGCCAGAGGGGUGGCCACAGCCACUCGGGGCGGUCAGUGUGAGACGGUCCCACUGGGGUGCGUUCCAGAACCUCAGCCGCGUGUGUGCCUUUGUGCAUGUGCAUGUGUUUUCCUUCUGUGGGACCCAUCAGCAGGCCCCUGGACCCUCAAGGGUCCCUGGCUAUUCAGGAAGCAGCAGACGUUAGCGGUCAGCCUGUCACAGGUCUUCCCUCAGCCGGGUCACCUCUCUUCCCUGCCAAGAGUCACCUGAGGAAACCUCAUCCCGGCUGUUCAAGCUCCACGGGGUGACCCAUGGCUACAAUAAACAUCUCUCUG
Messenger RNA from Canis lupus familiaris (dog), 1714 nucleotides. Its product is annotated as double homeobox protein 4C-like. The transcript has 2 exons. Gene Ontology annotation, molecular function: DNA binding. NCBI's taxonomy places the organism in Eukaryota, Metazoa, Chordata, Mammalia, Carnivora, Canidae. Bases 130 to 1068 code for a protein of 312 amino acids. The record is from RefSeq and is a predicted model, not a curated record.